Pocillopora damicornis (cauliflower coral) is the source of this 1675-nucleotide messenger RNA. RefSeq names its product coiled-coil domain-containing protein 43. The record is from RefSeq and is a predicted model, not a curated record. Lineage: Eukaryota; Metazoa; Cnidaria; Anthozoa; Scleractinia; Pocilloporidae.
UUAACUGACUUUGAUGCUGCGUUUAUUUCAGAUGUUUGAUGACAUGACGGGACUCUUUGCGGGUCAGCAUGUCACCCUAGUGAGGUUUCGGGAACCUGAAGACGCAGUCAGGGUGGGAAGCGGAAUUGCUCAGGAUCUCAAGAUGGCGGACGGAGCAACACAAGAAGAGGCGUUUGAAGAAUGGCUUAGCUCUCGUAUGAAACAGUUAGGCCUCGAUGAAGACGUAUUUGGAAGCUAUAUCACAGGAGUACUAGAUUCUGAGGAUACGGACGAAGAUCGCAAAGACGCACUCAAGGGUAUUUUAGACGGAAUGACGCAAUAUCCUCUGAACGACCUCUGCAAUGAAGUCAUUGAAAGAUGGAGAACAUCAAGGGCAGAAGUGUUACAGGAAAAGGAACUCGAGAAAGAACAGAAAGCAACAGAAAAACAGAACAGACUUGCUGAAAUAAUGGAGAAACAAGCCUCAACAGUGUCUUCAAGAAAAUCCACCCAGGCUGAUGCUGACAGGGAAGUUAAGAAGCUCUUGCUUGCUCAGUAUGGACAUGAAUCAGAUGAAGACUACUGUACUGAGAGUGAUGAUGAACAAGCUUCAUGUUCUUCUGCUGAGAAGGAUUUAGGAAUGGUAAAAAAUAUGAAUACACAAUCUGUAGCAGAUAAAGAGAAAGACAAGAGAGAUAAGAUGAAGGAAGAAAGUGAACAGAGAAAACAACAGAUAAAAGAAGCAAAGGAGAAGCAAAAACAAAAAGCAGAUGAGAGGAAAGAAAAGGAAAGGAAAAGAACUCAGAAAGGAGAAAGACGAACCAGAUGACACAUACUGGUACAAGAAUAAUGAAAAAACUUUUUUUGCAUAGUUCUUGUGUCGAGAUGGAUACAGAUGAAGCACAGCUUUUUGUUCUUUAAAAAAUUUUUUUUCCACUUCAAAUUGUGUGAAAAGUUUAAUUUGUUAAUGCCAAUUUGCUUUUGGUUGGGGUUUAUGAGAGGAGAAGACUAUUCACUUUUCAGCUUUUUUCUACUUAUAUCAAAAGUUGUAAUUUAUUAUUCAUAGAUUAGAAGGAAAAAGCAAAUUAAUGUUAUAAAAAGGGAUGAUGUAGGCAAAGUAAUGACACUGUAAAACAUGAAGAAAAAGAGAUAUUAAAGAUAUUUUUUCUUAUUCAAUAAGUGGACAAUAACUAGUUUGAGGAUGAUUUAAUAAUUGAUGCAGACUGCAAGCAUGUGUUAUUUUACUCCCUUUUCUGAGGAGACUCAAAGCAAAAUAUAAAAAUUACCUUUAGCUGGAAUUCCAAAUAAAAUAAAUUAUUUCAAAUAAGAACUCAUGAAAAUGUUGGGUUGGAUGUAUGAUAGAAUUUAGUUGCAACAUGAAAUCAAUAUUAUAAAAUUCAAGCCUUUAUUUGGGUUUAAAUCAGUGACCUCAAUUUUACCUUUGAUGUGUCUUUUCAGCAACUUAAGUAUGGGGCUAGUGCACAACCAAUAUGUCAGUAAUUCACAUUGAAGCCCACUCUGGUUUGUAAUCAGGCUUACCUCCAUGAUCAUUCUCAAGGGAGAAAGAUGUGCAUAUAUGUUAAUGCUAAAAUCAUAAAAAAAAUGUAUGUUUUUUGGUUCUAGCUAGGGUUGACAUAGAGUAAACAUCAGACAGCAAUGCUCUCAAUUUGUGUUCAUUAAAGUACUUUCAGGCAGA